AUGGAUAAUUCUAUUCAAACUUUAGAAGCUGCGGCUCAAAUGCUUAUGGCGCCGCCGAAUUUGGUUACAUCAGAGCAAAGACAUCAUGCUGAGAGAGUAUUCAUGGAACUACGAAGUACAAAAAACCCCUAUCAACUGUGCAGAGAAGUUCUCGAGAAAUCUUCAUCUGAUUAUGUUCUCUUUGAGGCAGCUGGAUUAUUGAAGACAGCUUUGAUCCGCGAAUGGAAUCUUCUAAACGAGAAUGACAUUUCAUCUCUCCGUGAAUAUUUACUUAACUAUCUUAUGAGAAAAGAGCCACCCCUAUUCUUGAGAGAAAAAUUGUUACAGACAAUUGCAGUUAUCAUUAAAAGGGGCAGUAUAAAUGACACUGGACGAGAUCGUAAAGCCUUAUUAACAGAAUUAGAGAAAAUUAUUCUAAGCUCACCAAUUGGGCAACAAAAAUUAGCAUGUGCGUUAAUACAAGCAAUCAUGCAAGAAUAUGCCAUUACAGUUAAGUCAUCUGAUGUAGGAUUAACUUGGGAAGUACAUAUUUGGCUUAAGAAAACAUUUGAAGCUACAGAUUUGAAAAGAAUAUUCCGUUUCACGGUUGGUGUUUUAGAGCAAAUUGUCAGGUCUGGAGUAAGGCCAGAAGGUGACAAUGCAAUAUUAACAAAACAGUUAUUAACUAUAGUCGAAACUAUACUAUGUUGGAGUCAUGUGACACUUCUAUCAAAACGUUUGACUCGUACCUUGGAAACUAUAUAUGAAAGCGAUGGGCCCAGAGCGUUACGUCUGAACCAUAAUUGGAGGGACACAAUAAUGAAGCCAGAGUUGAUUGCUCUUUUCUUUGAAAUACAUUUGCAUGUUCGGUCAAAUACAGAUCUAGCCAACCCUUCAUUAACUUGUCUUGUUCAAUUGGCAAGUUUGACUGGUGUAGUGGUAUCUAUGGGUAAUUUAAAGCAACAAUAUUUUGAGAACUAUGUUAAUCAUUUUAUGAGAAUGUUGUCUAUGAUACAACCCUUUGAUCGAGAGAUGCUUGGGAUUGCGGAUAUUUAUCAGAGACUUGUGCAAUUCUUCACUCCCCCAAUGAUUGCUGCUUCACCUCCAGCAUUCCUACAAAAUUUAACGACAUACACUUGUCACUGUAUACGGGGCUCCAUUAUUGAAGAAGGUAUUAACGAUGACACAGUGUGGAGGGAGUCAUUUAAUAAAUUUCUUAAUACAUGGUGUUCUCUUGUGCAUGACUCUGAUGGAUUUACUAAUGAUCAACUUAUGACACCAUGUAUAGAGGUAUUUAAUACAUAUCUUCAGUGCAGAUUAGCUCCACCUGAUGGAACUAGGGGUGCUGAAGUUAAUGACGGUUGCAACGACGACAUCAAGGACGAUGUACAAGAGGACGAAAGACAAUUGCACAGUAACGUGUUAAUGACAAUCGGUGCAAUGGCUCGAAAGGCGCCUGCGCAUUGCUGUCACGUGCUGUACUCUCUACUCACUGAAAGAAGUAAGAGACUGGAAUCUCUGUUGCAAUUGUGCAUGGGAAAACAGGAUACAAGUGUUGGUGAACAAUUAAUUCUGUUGUUUGAAGAUCUUCAUUGGAUUUUGAUGAUAACUGGCCACACAAUAGCAGUAGACGUCUUGGAGGGAGAAACUGUAAUGAUUCCCCAAGAGAUUCUUCAAUACAGCGUAUCCGAGAAUGCAGACGUUGGUGCAUCGCUCCGCUAUUUGGUGGGCGAGAGUACCAAUACGGAGAAUGUCGAUCCAAUAAUCAAGCUUAUAGCUGAAAUUCUACGCACCGGCGAGUACGAGCGCGCGGCUUUAGAAGCGGGUCUCGGAUAUGCGUUUAGUCCAGAACUAUCAGCCACACUUUCGUGGCUUCUCAAAAUAUGGGCCAACUCUUACGUGAUGCAGCAGUCUUCGGAAUAUGGAGCGGUGUUGGAGAGCGCUUUCGGGGUCGGGUCUCAAGGAUCAGUGUGGUCUAUCAGGCGCUUGACCCGACGAGCAUCGGCCGUACUGCGACACAUGUCUUCGCAGCCUAUCGCCGCAACCCACGCAACGCUGUUACUGGCAACACUCGCACACAACCGCCGCAAAGAGGGUACACUAGACAUUUGGGAAGAAUUCCUUUCCCUGGUAGCGUGGGAAGCGGCGGGAAGUAAAUUACCCGGAAGUGUCCGGAAAGAAUUGCACAGAGCCUUCGCUAUAGCCGCCACGUAUGCUGAAGGUGAAGCUCGCUCUAGACUAUUAACGAGUACAGUCGCGCUUACGGAGAAAUUACAGAACAUAUUGACCAUGGCAUCUGAUACGGAACCCAUCUAUAUUCUUGCAGACACACUUGAAUGUUUUAUCGGCAUUACAGAGGGAGUGCACGAGGUGGGAACAGUGGACGAGCAAUUCGUAAUGCUAAUAGCUGCCCUCGACAAGAUUCCUGGCAUACUCUUCAAGUACCAUAAUUACCCGAACGUGGUGUUGUCAGCUCUCAAUCUGCUCACUAAAAGUGCGAAAAGAAUGUUACACUCUGUUCAGCAGCAGAAUGCAAUCAAAUUUCUGGAAGUGUGCAAUACGACGUUCGAGGUAUAUAUGCGAUGGAACUCAGGGAAAAUCUCCAGCAUCCCACAGUGCGCUGAAGAGGAGGCUUACGAGGAUGUGUGUGCGCUAAUGGAUUUGAUAUGCGCAAUCGCCAGUUGCGGCACGGAGCAUCCCGUGGGUGAUACUUGUGCCCGUGGGCUCAGGUUGCUGCUGCCGAUGAUAACGCAGUCGCUCCUAGCGUUACCGACUCUUGCGCACAGUGCUUAUCGUAUGCUAAAGAAUCUGGAUCACCACGAACUGUUGACAGUUCUCCCCGUAGAACUUUUCAAUAUGGUGGUGACUGCUCUCAGGGUUGGUCUAACUGCAGUGUCCUGCGACGUGUCGACACUGUGUUGUGACACAAUCGUCGGUAUCGCGAACAAAGUGCGGACACUUGGUUCCGAUAAUCCCUAUGCGAUGUCGCUGCUGUCUUUGGCGGAGUUGCUGCUCAUGCUGAUAAUCAAAAUGGAGAUACCACCAGAUACAAUACCGUCAGCCGGGGCGGCGAUAUACGCGUUGACGUGCGUCAAACCGGCCCUACUAGAAGGAUUAGCUAGACAAUUGAUUGAAGCGUAUACCGUGAAUGAUCCGGGGAACGUUCCCAGGUUGGAAGAGGCCUUCGGUAUUCUCACAGAUGGUGUAUUGUUUGAUGGCAUGAGAACACAUAAGAUUCGCUUUCAGGACAAUUUUGACAAGUUCCUAGCUAAUGUGCACGGAUUCCUUAUCGUUAAAUAG
Molecule: messenger RNA, 3279 nt
Organism: Leptosia nina
Lineage: Eukaryota; Metazoa; Arthropoda; Insecta; Lepidoptera; Pieridae
Source: the annotation of a GenBank genome assembly